Molecule: messenger RNA, 891 nt
Organism: Lodderomyces oxycetoniae
Lineage: Eukaryota; Fungi; Ascomycota; Pichiomycetes; Serinales; Debaryomycetaceae
Exons: 1
Coding region: 1-891 (296 amino acids)
Source: RefSeq, a predicted model, not a curated record
AUGGGGUCGCCACUAUUCAUGUUGAUAAACUUGCUACUUGAUCCAGAUGUGUCCAAGAAAGUAGUUUUGCAAAUGGCCUGGUCUCAGGUUAAAGCAAUCGGUAUUGGUAAAGUAUUGGCUGCUUUAUUGAGUAGUUUAAUGGUUGGUGUCUCAUCUUUCAUUAGGGUACCUCAAAUUAGAAAGUUAUUAAUCAAGAGUGAGGCGGAUAGAAUCAGAGUUGCUAAAGGAUUAUCUUUGCAAAGCUUAUCAAUCGAUACGUUGAAUAAUUUGGUUCAUAUAGCAUUUAAUUCACAACAUAACAUUCCGUUUAUCAACUAUGGGGAGAGCUUAUUAUUGGGUAUACAAAAUGCACUUAUUAUUUUGUUGACAAAAUUCUACAGGUUAAGAGAAGAAGGGGAAAUACAAAAUUUGCAAAACUUACCAGUUCUAGAGCAAUUGAAGGUUAUUGCGAGAGGAUUGGUCCAACCAAUUGGUGUCAUGAUUGCUUCGGUGAUCUUCUUCACCCAAAUUGCACCAUCUAACUUAAUUUCAGUAUUGGAAAUUUUGAAUAUCCCAAUUUCAAUUAUUGCCAAAAUUCCUCAAAUUACUGCAAAUUACAGAUUAAAAACAGUUUCCCAUUUAAGUGAUGUUGUGUUGAAAGCAAACGUUGUUGGAUCAUUGAUUAGGGUUUACACUUCAUAUACCGAUUACAAGACAAAGGCAGAAAGAAACAAAAAUACCAUUGACGAGAAAAUCCUCUUGGCUGGAUAUGUAACUUCAUCAGUUAUGAACUCAGUAUUGUUGGGUCAAUCAAUUGUUUAUGACAAAUUAGGCAGAGGUAAAAGCUUGAAAGAGAGAGACUUGGGGGAGAAGGAGGAGGAAGAGAAGAAAAAGAGCAAGAAGAAUAUUUGA